This is a messenger RNA of Racocetra persica, 720 nucleotides long. NCBI's taxonomy places the organism in Eukaryota, Fungi, Glomeromycota, Glomeromycetes, Diversisporales, Gigasporaceae. The record is from the annotation of a GenBank genome assembly.
AUGCAUGAUAAAAUUAAUGCUAACCCAAUAGAUUUACUUGGACCACCUGUAGAUAAAGAAAAUGAGAUUACAGAUGAUAAAAAGAUAGAUUUCUAUUCAACUAUUGAUUGUUCUUCUGACCUUGAAUCUAGAGACAUUAAUAGAAAUCAUGACUGGAUUGGUGAUGCUAGACAAUAUUAUUCUACUACUGACCUCGCAGAAACAAGCUUCUUUAUAGUCUUUAAGCAAUUAGAAUCUCAUUAUUACAAUAUACUUACAAGUAGUCAAGAGAAGCCACUAAGAAUUAUCAUCAUGGAGAUUGCGAGUACUAGAAAAUCCUAUCUUAUUAAGGCAAUCAGAAGUAGACUUCAUGAAAUAGCAGGAAUUGAAUCCAAAUCUCCAGUUCUAACCAAUAAUAUUAAUAGAGUAGUGCAUGAUCAAUUCUCAAAUGCUAUAUUUGUUCUUACAAAUUGGACUAAAAUUAAUUUAAUAAAUACAAAUAUGCUUAAGUUUUUAAAUAUUUCUGUUGCAAAAAUACUUGCAGUAUAUCAAAGAGGUGGUACUGAGACUAAAAAUGCUGAUUUAGAUAUGGUGAAUAGUCUUGAUACAGAAUUGUUAUUAGCUAAAGAAAUUAUUCAAGAUAUUUUGUUUGAAGAAAAUCAGAUACCAUCUUUACUUCCUACUGCAGUUUUUAUUAUAUUUGAUAAUUACAAAGAACCUACUAUAAACAAUUUAGAAGGC